UUCCGCUAGAUCGCAAUAGAAAAUAUAGAUGUUCUUACAAAAAUAUCAUUUUGCACUACCAAAGCUUGCAAACUUAUCUUCUUUGCAAGAUGAUAAUUAUUUGUAAAAAUUUCGGCAUACGUUUGCUUUAAACGUGAACCAUGAGUAAAAUAGCAUUCUGGUGCAAUACUAUUCCAUAUUGAUUUUGUGAAAGUAUCUUGUUGCGUGCGUAGUGAAAGAAUAUGCCACGAUUUUAGCCGAGUGGACCUUCUGUUAGAUGUCUAUUCUGUACUAUGUCAGCAACUGGUGUCCGCUAUACUCUAAACUUCACUUGAUACAUGACCAAUGAGAAAACGGAUAUCGCGGCAUUUCAAUCGCCUGUUGACGGAUGACAACUUGCGGCAAGUUACUUGCCUAUGUUGCUUACUUAUCUUCAGUCGCAUACAGUUGUUAGUCGUGUUUUCGUUGUUUAAUUUGUAAAAAAUUGCUUGUUUCUCAGCCUCAAUAAAUCGUGAUUUAUGUCAAAAAUAGACAUUUCAACCUCUUGCUCUAAGGAUGCUACAGAAAAACCGACUGUGCAUCUUUUACCGUGCAAAAUAGAGCACAAUGGCGAAGCUGAAGUCGACGAAUAUUUUCAAAGUUGUAUUAAGGACGAUGGGAACGGAAUGAAGAAAGUUUCAUUUUGUGGCCGAAUGUUAAUGGGUGAGAAAGUUGCUAUACCAGAUGGAUACAGUGGCCAUCUUCUCAGGGAAAAUUGUAAACCUGUCACUGAUGACCAGGAUAGAUCUUUUCGAGCUAUAAAAAGAUUUUCUGAAUUCACACAUUGGAAUCUUGAGGACAGGCCUUGUUUAAAUGACAACAUCAGAAAGGCAAUGCAAUGGAUUUACAUUUCUUCAGCGAAUGAAUGGGACGCAAGACAUUGUAGAAGAUUAUGUUGUUGUAUUGAAAUCAAAGGGAAAGUGAACUGGCAUGUGCAGUAUCGAUUAAUCCACUUUGAAACCAACUUACCAAUACCAAAUAUCCGACACUAAUCUUUAUCCUAUAACGUUUCUAAAUACAAGGACCAUCAAAGAAAAAAUAAUAAAUUAUAGAAAAAAAAUCUUGGGAUUAUGCUUUUUAAAUUGAAAGCCCGAUGGUUGUGUUAUGUCCAGAAAAUUUGAAGAAUUGGUUAAAUUGUGUUCUCUAUCACUUACCUGUGUUAUAUGCGUUAUAUCUAUUUCACCUCCGUGUGACUACAAAUUUUUUUAAAACUAAUUCCUUCGUCUUUGCGUUGAAUUCUACAUGUAGAGAAUGGUGUGAUGAUCAGUGACACGUUUAAAUACACUUUCUUUCAAGUUGUUUAAGGCCACUAUAUAGAAGUACUUGUCAUACUUUUCUUAAUCGAUUUAAAAGGGUUUUAUUUUUAUCAAGUAUUAAAAAGGCCUUGACAAAUUUAACUAUAUAUGUGUGGUUUCACCCUUUCUUAGUGUGAUCACGUUAUUUUCUACGAAUUAAACGUCAAAGUUAUCGUCGUUGGUUUUUACUAUAGAUCUAUUGCAAUAUCUCAUUAUGGAAGUUGUAUCUUUGAUAAGAAAGAUGAAGAAAACUAUAAAAAAAUACCUAUAAUGUUUAUUGGUGGGGUUCUCAGAGAAGGUCAUUAAUCAUUUUCAAUUACAUCAUCGUCAACUGUAGAUUUGACAGUUUCACUUUCACUUCCACUUAAACAAGUAAUGAAAAUUCCUUGCAUAUGCCUCCUGCCACAUCAAACCUUGAAAAAAUUCAAAACAUAAAAUUCUUUGUAUUAAGUCAAACUUUGAAUAAUCAAUAAAACUUUCAAGACUACUA
Molecule: messenger RNA, 1803 nt
Organism: Xenia sp. Carnegie-2017
Lineage: Eukaryota; Metazoa; Cnidaria; Anthozoa; Malacalcyonacea; Xeniidae
Product: ribonuclease H2 subunit C-like
Exons: 6
Coding region: 498-1010 (170 amino acids)
Biological process (GO): RNA catabolic process
Cellular component (GO): ribonuclease H2 complex
Source: RefSeq, a predicted model, not a curated record